Messenger RNA from Chinchilla lanigera (long-tailed chinchilla), 1810 nucleotides. RefSeq names its product phosphopantothenoylcysteine decarboxylase (gene Ppcdc). Lineage: Eukaryota; Metazoa; Chordata; Mammalia; Rodentia; Chinchillidae. The transcript is spliced from 5 exons. Gene Ontology annotation, biological process: coenzyme A biosynthetic process. Gene Ontology annotation, cellular component: phosphopantothenoylcysteine decarboxylase complex. Bases 925 to 1308 code for a protein of 127 amino acids. Gene Ontology annotation, molecular function: phosphopantothenoylcysteine decarboxylase activity; FMN binding. The record is from RefSeq and is a predicted model, not a curated record.
GCUACAUAGUGAGUUGAAGACCAACCCGAGCUACAUGGCAAGACCCUGUCUCAAAAAACCAAACCAAAACAAAAAGCGAGAAAGCAUUCAUUGUAGCAGAGUGUAAUGGUGCACGCCUAUAAUCCCAGGUACUCAAGAGUCUGAAGCAGGAGGCUUACAAAUUCCAGUCAGCCUGGAGAGUUUACUGAGGUUCAAGAAGAAAAGGACCAGGGAGGGCAGUGGCAGAGUGCUUGCCUAGCCACAAUCCCCAGAACCAGAGGGGCCCUGGUACCUAAACCCUUUCGUGUGUUGUGCCUGGCUUUGGGGUUCUUUUGCUUUGUGGUUUAUUUGUUUGGGGGUAUUUAUCUUGUUUGUUUUGGGUUUUUUUAGUCGGGGGGCUGUUGAGACAAGGUCUCACUAUGUAGUUUAGGAGAAGCCGGGACAUUGAAUUUCCCAUGUGAAAUUUUCCAGUUCAUGUGUGAGCUCAAAAGUGUGUAGCGCCUUGUGCAGGCCUUGCAGCGUCCCUGCGUGCUGCCCCUGCCGUUGUGCUGGCUUACCAGGGACUCAUCCAAGUCAGCCUGGGUCACUCCUCCUGGACAGAUGUCCUCCCCUGCCUCAGUGGUGCUUAAAGGCAUGGCUUCUGGCACCUCCUGCCUCUUGCUAGUGUGAUGCCUUGUUUCUCAAGUGACACAGCCACCAGGGCCCUCCCUGGAGGCACUGUUUCUCAGGGCUGUUUGCUCUGGGGAGGAGGUGACCACCCACCCUUUGUAAGGGGGUGCUGUGGAGCCCACGGCUUGGUUCUCCUGGAAGCUGCCUGCAGCCUGCAUCUGCAAGACCUUGUUCCUGGAGCUGGAAGUCACAGUGGUCACAACCGAGAGAGCCAAGCACUUCUACAGCCCCCAGGACGUUCCUGUCACCCUCUACAGUGACACUAAUGAGUGGGAGAUGUGGAAGUGCCGCUCUGACCCGGUUCUGCACAUUGAGCUGCGGCGAUGGGCGGACCUCAUGCUGGUGGCUCCUCUGGACGCCAACACUCUGGGGAAGGUGGCCAGUGGCAUCUGUGACAACUUGCUUACCUGUGUCAUCCGGGCCUGGGACCGCAACAAGCCCCUGCUCUUCUGCCCUGCCAUGAACACAGCCAUGUGGGAGCACCCGGUCACAGCACAGCAGGUGGGCCAGCUCAAGGCCUUCGGCUACACCGAGGUUCCCUGCGUGGCCAAGAAGCUGGUGUGUGGAGACCAAGGUCUAGGGGCCAUGGCUGAGGUGGAGACCAUUGUGGAUAAAGUGAAAGAAGUCCUCUCCCACCACUGUGGCAUCCAGCAGAGUUGAACUGGGCCUUCUGUUACGGACAUCACCCUGCCUCAGUGUGUUUUCAGGCUAGAAGGAAGGAGGAGGUCAGCCGAAUCUGGUGAAGGCUCCAGCAUUUGCUGAGGAGACGUCUGGCCUGGACCUGCUUGGAGCUUUCCUAGAGACCCAACCUGCUCCAGGUCAGAUUGGACUAAUGGCUCAGGCCCCACCUUCUUUCAACAAGAGCUGCCUGCUUACUGGGGUCCCUCCUUGUCCCUUGCUGGAAUGGGCUCAGCAAGCCAGGGAGGCUGUCCCUGUUCUCCUGGGAGGGGAGCUCAGGGACUGAGACAUCUUGAUUCUACCUUUCUCUCAGGAAUUGGUUUUGGGAACACCAUGGCUGGAGAUUACUGGCAUGGUGGCCCUGGACAUUCUUUGGUGGGGAGCCAAGAUGCCACACAAAAGUGGCAAGACCGUCUGAUUUCCCACACACCACGCUGCGAGAUUGGGGGCACUGGAAAAUAAAUAAAAGUGACCUUGUAGCAGA